Molecule: messenger RNA, 2339 nt
Organism: Pungitius pungitius (ninespine stickleback)
Lineage: Eukaryota; Metazoa; Chordata; Actinopteri; Perciformes; Gasterosteidae
Product: piggyBac transposable element-derived protein 4-like
Exons: 2
Coding region: 169-2226 (685 amino acids)
Source: RefSeq, a predicted model, not a curated record
UGUGUGUGUGUGUGUGUGCGUGCGUGUGUGCGUGCGUGCGUGUAGGUGACAGAAGAGACAGCCAGAAGAGACAGAACGGGUCGGCGAGAGAGGCGAUACUAACGUCGCGUGAUAAAGUCGGGCGAGGCGACGCGCGAAACACUCGUCUCCCCGAAAGGGCCCGAAGUCAUGACUGCCGCGACGCCGACCGCGCUCGAGCUCCUCGAACGUCUUUUCGCAGAUCCGGUGGAGCCGCGAAAGGUCUACCACUACUCUGACAUGGGAGAGGGAGAGGCUUCGACCGCGGCUGACAACAAAGAACGAGAGCUACGAGGGGAAGAAGAAGACGACGACGACGACGACGACGACGGCGUCGACGACGACGACGACGGCGACGACGACGACGGCGGCGAAGAAUACAACCCGGAGAACGAAGCUUUGUCUUUGGAGGAGGAGGAGGAGGAGGAAGGAGAAGAAGAAGGAGAAGAAGAAGGAGGAGAAGAAGAAGGAGAAGAAGAAGAAGAAGACCGCGUCGUGGGCGAAAGACCCGAGACCUGCACCUUUCCGUCCAAAAACGGCGAACUGACGUGGUCCUCGACGGCGCACGGCAGACGGGGCGCGACCGACGAGCAGAGUCGGCCGGGUCCGCCGACCCCCGGGCCCACGGAGGAAGCGGCGUCCCGCGCCACCGACAUCGCCUCGACGUUCCGGCUGUUUGUGACGCCCGCGAUAGAAGACAUUGUCCUGGAGAUGACCAACCUCGAAGGUCGCAGAAGAUACGGGGACGACUGGAAAGUUAUGGACCGGGUCGACCUGCGCGCCUACGUGGGCCUCCUGAUCCUGGCGGGCGUGUACAGGUCCAGAGGGGAGGCCGCCGCCAGUCUGUGGGACGCGGAGAGCGGAAGGGCCAUUUUCCGCGCCACGAUGCCGCUGAAGGACUUUCACGCGUACUCGACACUGUUGCGAUUCGACGACCGCGAGACGAGGCGCGAGCGACGAGCGAGCGACAAACUGGCGGCCGUGCGAGACGUGUGGGACGCGUGGGUGCUCCGACUGCCGCUCCUCUACAACCCGGGGCCCGAGGUGACCGUGGACGAGCAGCUGGUUCCGUUCAGAGGGCGGUGUCCCUUCAGGCAGUACAUGCCCAGCAAGCCGGCGAAAUACGGAAUCAAGACGUGGGUGGCGUGCGACGCCAGAUCCAGCUACGCGUGGAAGAUGCAAGUGUACACCGGCAAGCCGACGACGGGCGGCGGCGGCCCCGAGAGGAACCUGGGGAUGAGGGUCGUGCUCGACGUCACGGAGGGCCUGGCGGGUCGCAACGUGACGUGCGACAAUUACUUCACGUCCUACGAGCUGGCGCGCCGGCUCCUGGCCAGGGGGAUCACCGUGGUCGGCACGGUUCGAAAGAACAAGCCCGAGCUUCCGCCCGCUCUGCUGGCGACGAGGGACAGGGCGGUGUUCUCUUCGAUGUUUGCGUUCACGCCCACCACGGCCCUGGUGUCCUACGUGCCCAAGAAAAACCGCAACGUGGUGCUCAUGAGCACGCGGCACGCCGAGGCCGAGGUCGGCGACCGCCCGGACGGGAAGCCCGCGAUCAUCCUGGACUACAACCGCAACAAGGGAGGCGUGGACAACCUGGACAAGGUGAUCGGCACGUACAGCUGCAGGAGGAUGACGGCCCGCUGGCCCCUGGUCGUGUUCCACAACGUCGUCGACGUGUCCGCCUACAACGCCUUCGUGAUAUGGCGAGAGGUCCGUCCCGACUGGAUGUCCGGCAAGCGGAGCAAGCGCAGGUUCUUCCUCGAGCGGCUCGGAAAAGAGCUCGUGACGCCGCUCGUCGAGAGGAGGGCGUGUCUCCCCCGCACGGAAGCGUCCGCGGCGGUCGUGCGGGCCGCCCGGAGGGCGCGCGGUCGAGCCGAGGCGGCGCCGGAGGCGGAACGGGAGCCGGAAACGCGGGCGGCGGCCGUCGCCUCGGCUCUGUCCAGGGUGGCGAGCAAGAGGAAGAGGUGUCAGAUUUGCCCGUCGAAGAAGGACAGCAAGACGCACACCGUCUGCUGCGCGUGCAGGAGGUACAUCUGCCGGGGCUGCUCGCGCGCGUUCUGCCCCGCCUGCGCCGACCGGCGUGUCUCGAGCGACGGAGGCGGGGGGCGCGGAGACGACGACGGCGGCGACGACGGAGGCGCGGCGCGCACCUGCGACUAUUGGAGGACGCGAGGACGACAAGGCGUGGAGGGGGGUGACGGCUGAACGCGCGCGUGCGUGCGUGCUACUACUAACGGAGGGCGGGGGUGAAGGCUGAAUGCUUGACGUAAUAAAAACACAAUGGAUGUACACACCAAUCUGCAUUGUCUUUAUUCACA